GUGUGUGUGUGUGUGUGGGGGGGGUGUGGUUACUCACAGUGUUUCAGCAGCUGUGUCUAAAUGUGGUGUGUGUGUGUGUGUGUGAUGACAGUUUGUCGGCGUUGGUCAUGAGAAUCGUUCUGCUGCUCGUUCUGCUCGCAGUCGCUCACAGUGACGGCAGGGAGGUCGAAGGUCGAGCAGGUGAGAGCGUCAUUCUGACAUGUAAAUAUGACGCUAAGAAAAAUGGCCGACUGUCAGCUUGCUGGAAUCGAGGAGAUGUACCAUUCCUCGGCGGCUGCAACAACCAGAUCAUCAGCACAGAUGGACAAACGACAGUUUCCAGCAGGUAUCAGUUACUGGGACAACUGGAUGAAGGAGACGUUUCCAUGACGAUCCUGAACCUCACAGAGACAGAUGCUGGACGAUAUGGAUGCAGAGUGCAGAUACCUGGGUGGUUCAAUGAUGAAAAACAUAAUUUUGAUCUGACUGUUGACUCAGGUCCUCAGACCACAUCAGCACCGAACACAGGGUCUACACAGAGUCCAGCCGCUCUGACUGCAGAUCACAUGACCUCCACAGAUCACAUGACCUCCACAGAUCACAUGACCUCCACAGGGCGUGUCCUAACUUCCUCCACUAGCAGCACUGAAGACCUCGCGGACGAGGGGAGCAGCGGAGCGGCGUCUGUGGUUCUGGUGUGCGUUCUCUUCACGUUAAUAGCGUUGCUCACAGUGGGCGGAGCCACCAUUAUGGCGAGAAAAUGGAGGCGACUCGACAAAAUGCCUCAGCAGCAGCAGCAGGUCAACACUUUGCCAACUCUGCAGCUCCAAAGUCGGGGCUCGGCGGUGGAGAACAUUUAUCAGAUCAAUGAAGACGGUGACGGAGGCGAGUACGAGUACUGUCCCUGAAGCUCCGCCCACUGAGCUGCAGGGAGACAGGAAGACGACGAGCUCCGUUAAGUUAGCUUUCAGCUACAUGGAAGGACAGUUUCUGGCUGAAGGAGGCGUCCAUGUUUGUUUUGUCAGAUACAGUCGUUCCCUCAAAGUUUCACGGGUGUAAUUACAACAUGAACGUUGAUGUUAUUUAUAAGAUUUACAAGAUAUUUAAACGAUGGAAAUUUGUACUGAUGAUAACAGAGCGACACAUGAACGCAGCACAGUGUCACCUCAGAGUCUGCUCUGUAAAUAUCCUGAAGAUCUUCACAGGUGAAAUAUAACGGACAUAUUGUCCGAGAUUAGUUCGCUCUCUCAUUGGUAAUUCAUAAAGUAACGAAGACAAACAGCCAGAACUUGAAAACAAGGUUUUCUGCGUAAGAAGUGAAGAAGAAGAAAUUACUGGACUGUGUGCAAUGAACUAGUUGGAAAAAUUGUGAUACUUUAUGAUGAACAUAAGCAUGUUAAAGGGAAACUGUAUUAUCCUGUAUAGAACUUUUCCUUUAUUGUGUCUAGCUUUAAGAGCGGAGUUGUCAGAGAGGAGCGCUGUUAUCAUUAGCUGUGAUGAGGCAUGAAUCGAGUUUCUAUUGUGUCUGUCUCUCUUCAGCAAGAAUGUGAGGUCACUCUCAAUAUUCUGGCUUUAAACUCUGUGUGAAUCUUGUAUUCUUUGAACAUUUGCACUGCGAGCUCUGAUGUGUAGCUUGUUCUCUUGCUGCAAGAAUAAAUAUCCUACUCAUAUAACUUUCA
Molecule: messenger RNA, 1658 nt
Organism: Seriola aureovittata
Lineage: Eukaryota; Metazoa; Chordata; Actinopteri; Carangiformes; Carangidae
Gene: havcr1
Product: hepatitis A virus cellular receptor 1
Exons: 7
Coding region: 108-887 (259 amino acids)
Source: RefSeq, a predicted model, not a curated record